Pneumocystis carinii B80 is the source of this 912-nucleotide messenger RNA. RefSeq lists its product as hypothetical. The coding region runs from base 1 to 912 and encodes 303 amino acids. Gene Ontology annotation, biological process: regulation of DNA-templated transcription. The transcript has 5 exons. Lineage: Eukaryota; Fungi; Ascomycota; Pneumocystomycetes; Pneumocystales; Pneumocystaceae. The record is from RefSeq and is a predicted model, not a curated record. Gene Ontology annotation, cellular component: Rpd3L complex; nucleus; Rpd3L-Expanded complex.
AUGAAAGCACCUAAUAAAUUUCUACACAAUAAUGGGGAAACAUAUGCAUCUUUAAAUGAUUUUAUUGAUGCAAUUGAAGCGCUUCCUAUAGAUUUAACAAGAAUUUUUACAUUAUUACGCGAAGUUGACGCAAAAGUUUCAAAUCUUGAACAUCUUAUAUCAUCAUCUAUUUCUAAUCUUUUAGCAAAUACAGAGUCAUUUCAAGAAAACAAAUCAAUAUGUAUUUCUAGAUUACGUUCACUUCUUAUACAGAUUAUUCCUUAUGCAGACGAAAAAAUUUCGGUUGCAUCAUCAGCUAGAGAUAUUAUAAAAAAACAUCUUAAACGUCUUGAUUCCGAUUUUUCUCUUAUAGAAAAUGAAAUGCCUCCUGCUGUUCGUUUCGGAUCGACAAAUCAUCCAGCAUUUUCUUCAAAUAUAAACAUCUCUAAAUCUGAAAAUCGGAAAGAAACAGUCUCAACUAAAAGAACAACUACAGAAGAACUUAAUAUUCCCAAUAAUUCCAAAGGAAAUCAUCGUGAAAACUCUACUCCAAUAAGAAAAAAAAGAAUAUUUCAUAUUAAUGGAGGAACAACACCUCCAAGGCCUAAUACUCCUGAUAAAGACAGGAAGAGAGGAAAUACAUGUGAAAAAUUUAAAUCAAAAGAUCAAAAUCAGCAAUCACAUUUUCAACCAAGAAGAGAACUUAUUAGAAAAAUUAACAUUUUAUUAUAUCCAAACGAACCCACAUAUUGUUAUUGCGAUCAAAUUUCAUAUGGAGAAAUGGUUGCGUGUGAUGGGAAAAAAUGUCAACGGGAAUGGUUUCAUUUACCAUGUAUUGGUCUUCCAGAACCACCUCAAGGAGAAUGGUAUUGUGAUGAAUGUGUUUUAGAAAAACAAAUUAAAGGACGACGACCACGAAGAAAAAUAGGAUAA